AGACCCGCCCUGGGGGGCUGGGCCCGUCCCAUCCUGCCCCGCGGCGCUUUCGGUUCUGCUUGGCUGGGCAGGGCUGCUGCCCGCGGCGUGGGCCGUGAGAAUUCUUCCUUCAACCAUGGGUGAAAAACUUUCACAGUUCUGGAAAGCGUCUGCUCAAAAGGAGAGUGAGGGCAAACUGAUCUUACCCAGGCAAAAGGAUGCAGAAGAUGAAAUCGCCAGUUAUGCUAGCAUCAACAGAGGAGACCCUGCUAUGUCCUGUGUGCCCUGCGUGGGCAUUGCAAGUCGAAGCUGUGUCAACUGUCCAACGUGUCAGGGAACGGGAAGGAUCCCCAGGGAGCAAGAGAAGCAGCUGGUGGCUCUGAUUCCCUAUGGUGACCAAAGGCUGAAGCCUAGACGAACGAAACUAUAUGUAUGUCUUGCUGUGACGAUCUGCCUGCUGAUGACCUCUCUCAGUAUCUUCUUCCUGUUUCCUCGCUCCAUUACUGUGCUGCCUGCAGGGCUGAACGCCUCCUCCAUUGGCUUUAAUGCCACCACCACCAGUAUAUGUCUCAACAUGACGAAUGUGCUGAACAUAACUAAUAACAACUUCUACCCAGUCACUGUUGUGCAGCUGGACAUAGAAGUUUUACACCAGUCCCUGGUAAUAGGGAAGACCACCAUGAAAACCCUGCUGAAUAUCAGCCCUUUACAGAGUGGCCAGAUCUUUUAUAUGGUUGCCAGUAGGAUAUUGGACAGCAAUACCUAUAACAUCUGCACCUGGACAAAAAUCAAAGUCCACAAUGUUCUGCUGCAUAUACAGGGCACCCUGACCUGCACGUACCUGUGCCACUCAGAGCAGCUGGCUUUUGAAAACUACCAGUAUGUGGACUGCCGUGGGAAUGCCACGCUACCUCACCCAUUGCACCACCGUGACAGGCCGUGACAGGGCCAGGCUGGCAGAGCUUUUGGAUGCUGCGUGCUCCAUCACAAAGGCAAGUCAUAGGGAGACAAAAUUCUGGGGCUUCUUGUCGAUUCAUGACUUAAACAGGAGACUUUGUGCUUUCCUGGGUUGAGACUCCAUCUCCUGUGCAAAGAUGGUAACAUGCUCCGCCUUAUGAGUGUGGAGUAUACCACCCUCAGAUUUGCAGCUUCCUUUCUUCGAUGCCUUAUCAUGACUGACCCUUCAGUAGAGCGACUAGCGCAUGGGGAGCCUGUGCUGACUAUCAGUGGGCUGCACUCAUGAUUUCUGCAGUGUUUUACUGCUACAUUGGAACCAGUGCCCUGUUAAUCAAACUAACUCUAGUUGUUUCUUUCUUGCAUAAUUUUGUACUUCUAUCCUGAAUGUAAGUAUCUCAUAACUCACAAAAGAAGGACUGUGAUGAGACUUUUUGGCUGGAUUGCAUCUCCAUCACCACUGUCCAGUGCUAUUUGCACAGCCCGCUCUGUGAGAGCAUGAAACAGGACUGAUGUCUCUGUAUCUCUGGCUCUUAAAUAACCAACUGCAUGUCAUGCCAAAACACCUGUGAGUGUGACUUUUGGGUGGCCAUUGUGUUGAGCUGUCCAGUGUAGGAAGCAAGAAUGCACUGUCUUGAUUUUUAUAUACAUAUUUUUAAAAGCAGCUCAUCUACUGGCUGUUCUUUAAGAGGAUCCCUUUCAGCCAGGAGAAAAUGCACUUUGUAGCAUGGAGCGGAAAGAUUGCUGCUUUUCAGCUGGUCAUGAGAGGAAGGCUCUUGGUGUUUGUUGGCCCCCACAUGCUGUUUGCUAUGCUGCUUCCUUGCAUGCUCUGGCAUUUAAUGCUUUCAACUUGAACAAGCAUGAGAGAGUUCAUCUCUGACAAUAAAAGCUCAGUCUGCACAAGCGUCAGAAAACAGCUGAGAUUUUUUUGUCCAAAGCUGUAAAACAACCCAAUGAACUUUGUCAGGGCUAUUCCUCCCAUAGCCUUCUCUCCUCCCAGUGCUGGGCCUGUGGCAGUUGUAUCCCCUGCAUGAUGAUGGGUUAAAACCCAUGCCGGGGGUUCCAGUUUAGCUAGUGCCUGAUGCAUUCUAGGUGGUGAAGUAGGAGCCUGGGAGUUACUGGACUAAAAAUUCUUACUCAGGAGCAGUUCAGCAUUUUCCUGUACCGUUCCCACUGAAGGAGAGAAUCAGUAUGUUACAAUAGUUGGAAGGAAACCUCUGACUCUCAUUUCAAAAUGUGCUUCCCAGUCCAGCACUUAUAGAGCUGUAGCAGGGUCUUUCUCCUCACCAUAUCAUCUGUUGAUCACACUGACAUGGUAACUAGUCAACUAACUCCCUCCAGCAGGGAUGAGGAAGCUCCAUGUGCCAUUCUGGAAUGCCCCCUGCUCUUGUCACAUCUCUGCAGUAGGUUUUGUAUUUGCCAUAUUGUUAGUUCUACCACAUUCUCUACCUCUGGUGUUGAAUUUCCAGUUGUGCUUCUGCAGCACUGCUGUUGUGCACUUGUACCAUCUCCUGUUCACAAAUAAAAGACAUACACAACCAGAAA
Dromaius novaehollandiae (emu) is the source of this 2478-nucleotide messenger RNA. RefSeq names its product transmembrane protein 106A (gene TMEM106A). The transcript is spliced from 8 exons. The record is from RefSeq and is a predicted model, not a curated record. Bases 116 to 922 code for a protein of 268 amino acids. NCBI's taxonomy places the organism in Eukaryota, Metazoa, Chordata, Aves, Casuariiformes, Dromaiidae.